UCAUUUCUCUUCAAAACUUUGUCAUGAGUGCACGUCUCUGUAACAAGUGAGCUUAAAUCAUUUUAACAUAUUAUAUUAAAUUGUGUUUCGGGUAUCAUUAGUUCAAAAAACGGAAAGAAAAGUUGAACAGGAGUCCUGUUUCCUGAUUUCUAACAUCACCUCGGCAUAUUCAUCAGAAAUACAAUGGUCGACCAAUGCUGAUGUUUCCACACUUCAUAUCACCUACUACUUAAGAGAUUAUUCGCAUGAUGCUGCCGUCCACUUACCUUUCCAUGGCCGCUCAUCAGUUCGCCACCGAGGAUGUUGACGUCCUUCAAGUAGUCCUGGCAGCUGUCGGGAAGCAUUCAACUUGUACGCAUUUCAACGACCGACGCUGUCAGACGGAUGACCCUCCUUUGAUUCUUCACUAGUGGCGACAUAUUACAGAGGAACUCCAGAGCCCUUCCAAUUCGAGAAAGGAGGAGGAAGAAAUCGAAGCGGAUAGAAAGAGCGAAGAAAAUGGUAUCGUCAGCAAUUUUUGGAGCUGCUACCGGCACUGGUUUGGCCUUGGUCGUCGCGAUGACAAUAGUGGUCUACCGAUAUUACGCGGUGAAACGAAAGGGGAAAUACUGGAGCAAUUUAGAUCGUUGGCCUGAUCCUCCAUCGAUCACGAAGAAACCGGAUAGCCGACAGGAGGAUUGUCACCAUCACUCGCACAAUACGUCCUCCUCUCAUGUAUUGAAUUGUUGGCGACAACAGCAGAAGAAUUACUACGCAGUACAGACUGGGGAAUUCAACAUCGCUAAAGAACAACACGCUGUGCAACCAUGUUCGUCGGUGGUGGUUGAAUCGGGAGGAUUGCCACAUCAAAGUCGCAGUUACCCCGGCGGUAGCGGCGGAACCGGAAACAUGGGACGAUUAUUCACGAGGAAUUCAUCGGUUAGCUCUCAAAGCUCUUUGGAAGGAGCUUCAGGACCUCCAGGACCUCCAGGAGGACCAUCCGUUCAUCGUGGUUCUUCGUCUCAAAUUCGAGCCUUUGGACCUGACGGACGAUACCAUCAUCAUCGCGAUCCACUACACGCUGCCUCUUCUUACCCCCCAAGCAGAAGUUCAAGAUCACCAUCACCUGGUCGCGCAGCAUCGCUAGACGCACGCUGUGGAAGUCCAGCCAGUUGUUCCGGAAGCCUUCUGAGCAGUAAUGCAUCACCCUCUCAGAGCUCACUGUCCUCUCUGGCAACAGGUGUGAGCUCUUCCUGUGGUAGUUCUACGAUAAGCGUUGCCCACGUUGCUUCCAGAUCAGCUGGCCGAAGUCUAUCACCGCUUCUUAUUCCGCCGUCACGCACUUCCGGAAGUAAUUUUUUAUAUUGCAGCGAUGGUGGACCACCUCCUCCAGCUUCACCGUUGGGUUCCAUACAACCUGAUCUCUAUCAACGAAGAGAUGGUCCUCUUUACCUCAAGGCUCGCGGACAUGGAAAAAGCUUGGGUCGUCUGCACUUGCGGUUCAAGUACGACUUCGAUCGAUCGGACUUGCACGUUCAUUUGAUCGAGGCUCACGAUCUGGCUGGAAGCGAUCGAGGAGGAUUCAACGAUCCUUACGUGAAACUAACACUCAGCCCUGAAGUGGAUUCAAGGAAACGACAAACUCAAAUACACCGUAACGAACCGAAUCCCUUCUUCGAUCAGCAAUUUAAAUUUCCUGUCAGCAGCGAUGAACUUCAGGAUAAGAUCUUAGUUUUACAAGUUCUCGAUUACGAUCGCUUUUCUAGAAAUGACAUAGUUGGUUCCGUUAAGAUACCACUGCAUCUUUUGCAAUUGGACUCCCCUACAUCAACCGAGGAAGUUUGGGGUGAGAUCGAACGCGAACGAAAGCCACCAGAACAAAUUCAAGAAGUACUACUGUCGCUCUCUUAUUUGCCAAGUGCCGAGGAAUUGACAGUGCUUAUUCAGAAAGCGAGAAAUCUGUUUCCACCACAGGAGAAAGAAACCUUAGAUUCCUUCGUGAAAGUAAAUCUUCUUUGCGGAGAGAAAAGAGUGAAGAAGAAGAAGACUACCGUAAGAAAAGCAACGACCUCUCCUGUUUGGGACGAGGCAGUUUACUUUAAUGUUCCUGUCAAUACACUCGCAUCAUCCGCUAUUGAGGUAUGCGUGAUGGACUCGAGCAACGAGUUUAUCGGGGGAAACUUGAUCGUCGGAUCCUGCAUCGUUGGUCCUGCCACAGGAAUCAUCCCAGGCGGAGAAGCGAGCGGGGGCCAAGGAAGAGAGCACUGGCUUCAUAUGACUCAAUCGCCCAGAAAAACCAUUGCUAUGUGGCACACGUUGCACUAAUUCAUUCCUUACUCUGUUUCCAGUUGGAAACGUGACGAAAAAUAGUUGAAAAAAAAGGAAAAGAAGAAGGAAUCAUGGACGCGUUUGUUUCGUCCAAGUCGGAUCAGGUAUGGAGAAUAUACAAUCAAACGUAUAGGGUAAAUAAUUGGUUAAAAUGUAAGCAAACGUAGCAGUGUGUUAUAUGUGAAACCGCUUCUAUGGAUGUAUUCGAAGACCACUAACGAAAAGGAGAACCGCAAAAAGAGCACGUACACUCACCGUGUUUUUAUUACCCGCGUACCAGCGAGUUUCAACAAUUGAUGUAUCUCAAUAUUCCCGCGAACCUAUCGAUAUUUCGUCGAUAAAACUGCUCCGUGAUCUCUGAUCACAUGAUAUACCCAGUGUAAACAUGUACAAUUACCGAUUCAUGGCGUCGAAAUAAGAUCACCUUGCUACUUGUGCAUAGGAAGAUUCGCGUUCGAAUAUGGCAAUCAUAUCUCGUUUUACAUACCUUGUUUUUCAUAAGUUUGUUACGUAUUCAGUUCGAGACCGUGCUGUCUCUACGUCGGGAAUACCGAUUAAUCGGCAUUUUCCCUUUCCCUUAUGUAUAUUCUUCGUUUCGCCUGGAAAUCUUUAAUAGCGAAGACUAACGACGAGUAAAUGUCUUUAACUAUAACUUGGAAGUUGUGCGUGUAUUCGAUGAAAUCGCCUAAAAUUGCAGAAACCUACGUUUUAGACAACUCGGAUACGAUUGCUUUUCCGUACACGAAAUCAACAUUUUUAUACCGAUUUCGGAUAGUAUCACCGUCCAAUCAGCAUUGAUCGUAUGCAACGUACUGAUUUUUAUGAUUUUUCUUGAUCACGCGAUUUUAAGCAUCUUUACUAAAUGUUCUCUAUACACGUGACAAUUUUCUCACGCUACAAGUUUACUUUUCUGUCAGAGGCUAAAUGUAUCUUGCACAAUCAACGAGAUAAUUACUGUUCGUGCUAACGAACAAAUACGAUAGCGGAUAAUCGUAUUACAAACGAUAAGAGGAUACAGCGCAUGCUUUAGGUUACAGAGUACCAUGGAAUUAUUUCCUUCUUGUGUAAUUAAAAUUAAACGCGUUAGAAAGAUUUGUACGUAGAUUUUGGGGGUAGGGAAAUGGAUAAAGAAAUAAUCAUUUGGAAUAUAAUGUACGUUUGUCUAAUUUUAAUGAUUUUUUAUCAUAGUUUGAAAUUAAUACGGAAAAUGAGGGAUAUAUUUAUACAUAUGUACUUUCUAGGCCUAAGUAUUGUACUAUGCAACAAAACCGACCUCAAUGAAGUGUAAAGCGUCAGAGGUACGUAAUGCCCGUGCAUAUUACAGUUUACAAUAAACUGAAAGCCUAAAAGAACGAUUCUCUUCCGAUAAGUACGACGUUUAACCCCGUUAUCGUUGUUCAUGUUGUAAACUAUUUAUCUAUACGUAAAGCAGCAACAGAGAAAUGCAAAAGAAAAAAAAAAAAAUAAAUAAAUCCGCACAUUGUAGAGCGUUCGUUCGUACAUGUCAAACCGUACUGCACAAGGCAUAACCCAGAGUGAUAAAACGUGACUGACAAAGAACACAUUUCCUACUUAUUUUACCUUUUUUACGUUCUUUUCCUUGUACUCGUUGAGAUACAACAUCUGAGAAAAAGAACAGAAGGUAAAGAGAAACACGCAGGAUGAAUAAGCAUAUUAAACGAUAACGUGAACAUUUCCGACCAAAGUUCGUCAUAUCAUAUAUUAAUAAUUUUGAAGAUUCCAAAGCUUAGAUCUAUUUAUUGUUAAUUUAAGAGUUCGAUUAAGGAACCUGCCGUACUAUAAAUAUUUCAGGCUCGUACGUCUAUUACAGUGAUUAAUAUUUCUGAUCUGUUUGUCGAACAGAAAAUGAGAGGAUGCGAUGUAAUAAACGUUACCUGGAGAUACAGAGGAUAUAAAUUUAAAUGUUGAUCAUCGUUAAGUAUUUUAAGUAUUAUAAUGUAUUAUACAUAUACUGAUGUGAAUACGUGAAACGUACAAGUUGGAAAAAAUUACAAGGUUUGCUGGGAAGAAACGCUUAAUUAUAUCAGCGUUUUCCGAAUCGUACGCUUAAAAUAUACUUAACAGUAUUUCUAUUGUAUUCUACGUAUCACAGACAAAUGAUACGUGGUAUUUAUAUUUAAAAAAAAAAAAAAAAAGCGUAUAUGUAAUACAUAAAUGUAUGUAUAUACGCACAUUCAUAUACAAAUUAUAUUAUAUAUGAAGAUGUUCUUAUAUGUAUAUCUUGGUAAUGAAAUAUUCAUCUUGGGUGUGUUACUGUUAAACACGCUAUUGAAAACACUCCAAAGUAAUUGUAAUGACUGUCGCGAUACGUAAAGGCUACAUGAAUUUCGUGUUUCUUCGUCAACGCGAAUAAAUUACAAAAUGAAAUUUCUUUGUAAACGCCAUAUGUGUAUCGUGCUCCUAUUGUCAUUUUUCGACUCAAUACUUCGGCUGAAAAUUUUUCAUCAAUGCUUUGACAACCUAUAUCACGUAUUCGUGAUUUUUAUACUUAACUUUUCUCUUCACUGUUUUUUAUCUUACUUUCCAUCUACUAUACCGCAUAUUACAGUAGAACUCUAUUUAUCUAUCAUUUUCUAUCCAUGUGGAUGCGGGCAAUACGGUGUAAAGCGAUGUUUCGACAAGGCAUGCACACGAGAUGAUUUUUCAAAAUCUACCGUCGGAUCGAGGAAAUAUGUAUAAAAUUUAUUUGUCUAAAGGGAUAGAUCUACGUUGUCAGAACCUACGGUUCGUUUCGUAAAGCGUAGAAAUACGAACUUGUUGUGCAUGACUGGUUUGGACGAAGGAAGUGCAGAUAAACGAUACAAAGGAAAGUACAAAAAUUAUUAUUAAGAUGAAUUUUGUACUUUGUUAUGUAUCGAUCCAAGCGUUUUUUUAUUCCCAACAAAAAAGUAUUAAGGUACUUGGGUUGAUAAUUAAUUAGCUCAAAAGAUAUAUUAGGGAGAGACAGGGAGAGCCUAGAGAUCUUCCCCUACUAUAUCUUCUGAACUAAUCAAUUUUCCACUCAAGUACCUUAAUACUUUUUUGUAAGGAAUAAAAACACGCUUCAAUUGAUGUGUAACAAAGUAUACAAUUCUGUUUUAACAAAUAAAGAUGACUUCGAAAUGCUUGAUACGCCUCUACUUCUGGUGCUAAGACAUGCAUUAUGUAGUGCUCUAUUUGACAUCAUUUAAUUUCUCCUUGUAACAAUUUUUCUAUCUUUUACCGUUUUAAAGCUAUAGCUUAUCUCAGUUGUUUGGGACACCCUGUAUAGUACCCAUUGGCUCAAUGAUAAUACCUAAUGGACUAAAUGUAUUGAGAGGCUAGAUGAUUCAAAUAACUCCUCUUCUCUUAGCAAUGAUUUUUUGUUUAAAUAAUAACAUUUUAUUAUUCUAUUCUUCAAUUUACACCAAUGUACGUAUAAACUGAAUGAUGUUUAACAAUAGUUACGAUAAUUAAAAUUCAACUGUGGAUUCAAUUAAUCAGACAUUCAGUAAAAUUUUACUCAGAUAAAUAGAGUUUUACUGACAUUGCAAUCUGAAAAUUGAUGGUUUUGUGGCUUACAUUACAAAUACCCUCGUGCAUAAUCUUAUCAACGAACUUCUUUUAAAUAUAAAAUGUGAAAUUUGCAAGUGUCAUGUACGUAUAUGAAAUAUGCAGCCGUCAAAGUGUUAAUAGACACCCUAUUGUCGGACCUGAAUUUGCCUUGCAAAGCAUGAAAUAGCUCGCGUUUACAUUACCCAACGUGUGGGCCACCGAUGAUAGUAGUUGAGUUACGAUUAUCGUACAAAGUAAUUGAAGAUUUAAAAAAAAAAA
Osmia lignaria (orchard mason bee) is the source of this 6120-nucleotide messenger RNA. RefSeq names its product Synaptotagmin beta (gene Sytbeta). Gene Ontology annotation, molecular function: calcium-dependent phospholipid binding; phosphatidylserine binding; calcium ion binding. The record is from RefSeq and is a predicted model, not a curated record. Gene Ontology annotation, biological process: calcium-ion regulated exocytosis. Gene Ontology annotation, cellular component: plasma membrane; exocytic vesicle. NCBI's taxonomy places the organism in Eukaryota, Metazoa, Arthropoda, Insecta, Hymenoptera, Megachilidae.